Molecule: messenger RNA, 654 nt
Organism: Sinocyclocheilus grahami
Lineage: Eukaryota; Metazoa; Chordata; Actinopteri; Cypriniformes; Cyprinidae
Product: protein NLRC3-like
Exons: 1
Source: RefSeq, a predicted model, not a curated record
AUGUACAUCCACUACCUGCUGAUUCAGAUCAACAUGAGGAACCAGAAGUAUGAAGAGAAAGAUCCAGAGAAACUCCUGCAAUCCAACAGAGAAGUGAUUGUGAAACUUGCUGAAGUGGCUUUCAAACAGCUGAUGAAGGGCAAUGUGAUGUUCUAUGAGGAGGACCUGGUUGAGAGCGGCAUAGACCUCACUGAUGCCUCAGUAUAUUCUGGGAUUUGCACUGAGAUCUUUAAGGAGGAAUCUGUGAUUCAUCAGAGGAAAGUCUACAGCUUCAUCCAUCUGAGCAUUCAGGAGUUUCUUGCUGCUUUCUAUGUGUUUUACAACCAUGUAUACAGCACUACAGAAGCAUGUUUUGAUUCACUGGAAAAUCUCCAUGAAAGAGUGGCUGGUAAGGCUGUAAUGAACAAAAAUGGACAGCUGGAUCUGUUCUUGCGGUUCCUGCUGGGCGUCUCACUGGAGUCCAAUCAGAGACUCUUACAGGAUCUACUCACACCUAGUGAGAACAGCUCAGAGAGCAUCAGGAAAACCACACAGUUCAUUAAAGAGAAGAUCAAAGAUGGACAUGGACUCUCCACUGAAAGAUCCAUCAAUCUGUUCCUCUGUCUGCUGGAAGUGAAAGAUCAGACUCUGUCCAGAGAGAUUCAGGAGUUUGUG